ACGAAAAGUAUGUGAGGUUUAGAGAGAGAAAGUGCAAUGUGAAGGUCUAAGAGGAUAGAGAAAGUGGCGACUUAAAUGUUAAGCUGUAAUGUUUUAAACCCCGCGGGGAGUUGAGGCAGAGGAGAGAGUGAGAUGGCCUGGAUUUGAAGACAAGUGCCGGUGAUCAUCGCACUGACGGCUCAGAUCAGUUCAGAUUUGGAAAGAGAGAGAGAGGCAGCUCUUUCUGUUACCCAAAAUGCCCUCACAUUGAGGGGAAAGAAGAGAGAGAAAGUGAACCUGAGAAAUGCCCCGUCAUUGAAGGAGGAGAGAAAGUAAACCAGAGAACGGCCCUCUCACAUUGAAUGAGAGAGAGAGGAGGAAGAGAGAGAGUGAACCAGAGAAAUGCGCUCUCACAUUGAAUGAGAGACAGAGGAAGAAGAGAGAGAAAGUGAACCAGAGAGCUUGCAACGGAAGUGAACUCUUUGAAUUGCGUACCGUGAUCUCCACAUUGAGAGGGAGAGAGGCUCGCAUUGAAGUGUCAACCAAUUUUCACCCUUCAUCUCUGGUUUGGCAAAACGCGCUCCCUCUCUCGCUUGACUAGAUUUUCUGUUUGGCAAAACGCGCUCCCACUCAGUUUGAGAGCAUUCUUGGUUACCCACCUGAUCUUCUCUCACCAACAAGUUUCUUACAAAGGGGAGGAGGAGCUCUGAAAUGCUGAGAUUUCAUGGCCAUUAGAACCAGAGGAACCAAACCCCUGGGGUUUAUCCAGAGCCGAGGUAUCGUUAGGUCGAAGCAUGAACGCUUACAAUAGGCUCGCUAAUGGCGGCUUAGCCUCUUCACAUUCCCCUCCUUCCUCUCCAUGUCGCUCUCCGAGGUUUCGCCAUUCUCGAGGAAAGGCUCGAGGAGCUUUGGGGCUUGGCCCUCCUCUGAAGUUGCAGAAUGUAAUACAUAGGCUUGUGUAUCUUCUUUUCUCUGUUGUGUAUAGAAGGCAUGGGGUCUUGCUCUUUGUGCCUCUUGUUUAUAUAUGCGGGAUGUUGUUUUAUAUGGGGUCUCUGCCAUUUGAGGGGCCUGUAGUCGCUAAUCGCCCACCUCCUGGAUCAACCUAUAGGAGUCCCGAGGUUUUCAAAAAGUUAUGGCCUUCCAUGCAAGCUGAUGACAAUGCCUCGAAUGCGCUGUCAACAGCGUGGUAUCCAAGAGUUGGUCAAGGUUGGAGACCCUGUGCUAGCUGGAAAGUUUCUCGAUCAGAGCUGCCCCCCUCAAACGGUUACCUCAUCAUUGAAGCUAAUGGUGGUUUGAAUCAGCAGCGUAUAUCGAUAUGCAAUGCAGUGGCUGUGGCUGGCCUUCUGAAUGCCACACUUGUAAUCCCAAAGUUCCAUUUAAAUAGUGUCUGGAGAGAUUCGAGCAAGUUUGGAGAUAUUUUUGAUGAGGAGCAUUUUAUUGAUAUACUUAGAAAUGAUGUUAAAGUAGUAAAAGUGCUUCCGGAGGCUAUAUUGCAGCAGUUUGACAAUAAUAUUAGCAACAUUGUGAAUUUGAGAGUUAGGGCCUGGUCAAGUUCAACCUAUUACCUUGAAAAGGUCCUCCCCAAGUUGUUGAAACUAGGUGCUGUUCGUAUUGCACCUUUUUCAAACCGAUUGGCACAUGAAGUUCCACUUUAUGUCCAAAGCCUUAGAUGCAUGGCUAAUUAUGAAGCAUUGAGAUUUUCUCAACCUAUAAGAUCGCUUGGGGAAAGUAUGGUGGAGCGAAUGGUUAAGAAUAGUUCCAGGACUGGUGGAAAGUACGUCUCGGUGCAUCUUCGUUUUGAGGAGGAUAUGGUUGCUUUCUCUUGUUGCAUAUAUGAUGGGGGUGAAGAAGAGAAAUGGGAAAUGGAUAAUGCUCGUGAAAGAGGUUGGAGAGGAAAAUUCAAUAAAACUGGUCGAAUAAUCAGACCUGGAGCGAUUAGAAUGGAUGGGAAGUGUCCUCUUACUCCUCUAGAGGUGGGAAUGAUGCUGAGGGGCAUGGGCUUUGACAAUACUACAUCAGUUUAUGUUGCUGCUGGAAAGAUAUACAAGGCAGAAAGAUACAUGCUUCCUCUUCGGCAAAUUUUUCCUUUGUUAGAAACAAAAGAGACUUUAGCUUCACCUGAAGAGCUUGCUCCUUUUAAGGGCCAUUCCUCAAGGUUGGCAGCUCUAGACUAUACUGUGUGCCUCCAUAGUGAAGUAUUUGUUACGACUCAAGGAGGCAACUUUCCUCAUUUUCUGAUGGGUCACAGGCGCUUUCUUUACAAUGGACAUGCAAAGACGAUUAAACCUGAUAAGAGAAAAUUAGCAUUAUUGCUAGAUAAUCCAAAUAUCAGGUAAUAAAGGCAGGUAUAACUAGGGGGAUGGAGCAUUAGAUCUUGUUCUUCAAGACUCGAAAAUCAACUCUGAGGCCUUGGUCUCCUUUUAUAGUCUGCGAAAUCCAAACGCGAAUUUCAAAUGCGUUCUAUAUUCUCUUCAAUUAUUGCACUUCCUCUGAAAAAGUAGAUUCCACCCUCUAUUAGUGCACGACCUUUGAAAAAGUAGAUUCCAUAAUUGUACGUUAUAAAAGGUGAUAUCUUUGUACAAUGCUCCAUUAUUGUACUUUUUCUACAGUAAACGAUAAGCAAUUAUUGUACGAGCUUGGACACAUGUUGUGUGCAUAAUGUCGGUAGAAUCUUCAUACAGUGAAGGGUGGGACACGUGUUAUGUCCAUACCGUCAUCAGUUUUUUGUAUACUGAAAAUAGGACUCGUGUGCUGGAUAUGUUUGCAGUCGUACCGUCCUUUCUGAUAGUUGCAUUUCUUUUUUAGCAAAUAUCAUCUUUCCAUCAUGUUGCUGAUGUUGGCUUCUCCAACACUACCUAGGCUACAAUCACUGAUAUUUUCUUGCCCUUCCAUAGCCCAGUAAUUGGUUUCAGCUUAGUCCAUAAACAACUCUUAUGCUUCUAUAGACAGAUCUGAUGGUUGAUCCAAAUUGAUCGGUCUUUCACAUUUGCUCAAGAAGUCAUCUGUUUCUUUGAUUUGGCUAUCAGUGGAACAGUGACUUAUGUGUAGAUCAGUGGCAAAAAGUCUUUUUCCAUCACUAAUUUUAAAAGAAUGUCUAUUCUUUAAUUCACAUAUUUGUUGGCAGAAUGAUACUAUAUUUUUUUUGGCAAAAGUUUUUACAUUGAUUUCAUGGACUUCUUUAUCUGUCACUGCCGCGUCUUCGUCGAGUGUGAAAUCGUUAUUGGUGGUUUCCAUUAGAUACAAAAUUUGGUAUGACUGGAAAAAUCUUUCUCUAGAUCUCCAUCCGAUGGUGCUUGUUAUUUGAUAAGUAAGGUAUUUAUUAAAUUUCCAUGAUUUGGAACUUUAUAAAUCAUACUUUUUAUAAAAUUAGGGAAGUUUCUUAUUUGCAUCCAUUCUAGAUGCUAAAAAAGUAGAAUAUUUGGAUUUUUAUAAAAACUAGAAACCUGUCUGGUUUCUACUGGGAGACUUUGUUGAAUAUGUUUUUGAAAUUCAACAAUUUCUUUAUAAGUGUUGGCCCACAACCUUGACUUUGAGCAAACUGAGAAUAGGAAGCUUCUCUAGCCUCCUCUUCUUGAUUGGACCAUGGGAAUUGUCUCCUGCCUCUUCCUUGUUUAGGAGGAGCUUCUUUGACUGGCCUCUUGCCUUUAUCCAUUAGAUUAAUCUUUCUGAUUAAUCCGAGUUCCUGCUAAGAAAAUCUGCAAGGAUAUUGUUGGUUCCUUUGACAAGUUCUACUUUAAAAUUGUAAUGAUGGAUUUGAUUUGACCAUCUAAUCCUUCUUGGAUUAUUUUUACCUUUUUGUUUAUUAAAAAAUAUUUGACAGGUUUAUUAUCUUUUCGGAUAGUAAACUCUUCAGCGGCAAGAAAGAUAUGAAAUCGUUUGAUCCUCUUAAAACUGCGAGAAGUUCUUUUUCGUAAAUGAUAUAACUUUUCUCAUUUGGUUUGAAUUUUCCAGAAUUAUAUCCACAAAUGAGUUCUUUAUUUUCUACCAUCGCUUUUAAAACAGCUCCCCAAUUUUCAUUCGAGGCACAUGUUUCUAAGAUGAGUUUAUCUCCUUUCGGAAAAUAAACAAUGGGUACCCUUCAGUUCAAAAACAAAAAUAAACAAUGGGUAAUUUGUCGAGAUCUUUUUUGAUCAUUUUGACUACUUGUGUGUCCUAUUCUUCCCACACAAAUUCUUGAUUUUUCUUUAAUUUAUCCAAGAAAGGUUUUUCUUUUUUGGACAGAUUAGGAAUGAAAUUUCUUUUAUAAUUCCAAUUUCCGAAAAAACUCUGUAGGCGUUUUUUAUCUAUUAGUGUAUUAAGAAAAUUGUUUAUUUUGGAAACAACAUGUUCUUGCAAUCUUAUCCCUUGUUAGUCUAAGAUUAUUCCAAGAAAUUAUAUUGAAGUCUUUUCUACUUGAAUCAUUUGAGGACUUAAAAUAAUUCCAUUAUCUAGGAAUUUAUCACUGACUAUUUUUAGAUGCUCUUUGUGUUCUUCCAGAGUUUUGGAAAAAGCUAGAACAUCGUCGAUAUAGACGACACAAAAAUCUUUUAGGUCUAAAAAGAUUUUAUCCAUCCAUCUUUGAAAUAUUUGAGGUGCAUUGCAUAAUCCAAAUGGCAUGACUUUCCAUUGGUAAUGACCAUAAGGAACACUGAAAGCAGUCAAUGGUCUUGAUUCUUCGGUUAGCAUUAUUUGCCCAAAUCCUGAUUUGCAAUCAAAUUUGCUAUAAUAUUUAGAAUUUUUUGUUUGAUGAAUCAAUACGUCCUUUCUUGGAAUAAAUUUUAAAUUUUUAUUUAGCCUUUGAUAGUUGAUUACCAUUCUGGCUUUUCCCUUUUUUUCUUCCUUAUGGUUUCUUACCGUAACCGCUAGACUAGAAUGUGAGAUAGUAGUAGAUUCUAUUAGUCAUUUUUCUAGUAAGUCUUUUAGUUGUAUGGAAAAUUCGUCUAUAUCUUUUUUGGUAUAGACCAUCGGUUUUACUCUUAUGAUCCUAUUUGGAUCACAGAGUUUCAGGCUACAAUAUCUAGGGCUUUUUGUCCAUAAUUUCAGAGGGUUUUCACUGAAAUUUGGCUCGAGUGUUUUAUAUACCCUAUGCUUUUCAUUGAGUUGUUCUAUUAAUUCAUUUUUAUUACUUUCACCCCGUUUUUGAGAAAAUGCGAAUUGCCACCUAUAUUUAUGUUCUUCUAACACUGGAAUGGAAAUUUUUUCUCCUUUCUGAGUUAAUACUAUUUCUUCAUGGUAAAUUUCUAUAGGAUAAUAAUCUUUGAGAAAAUUAUUACCUAAAAUAAAAUCUCCAUGCAUAAAAGGAAAACACAGAAUUUUGGGUAUAGAAAAUUUUCUUUUUCCUAACCGUGCAGAUACAUUUUUGGCCUUAUACUUGAUUAGAGUAUUAUUGCCAUCUAUUCCAGUUGUGCUUAAUGGGCUUGCCAUUUUUUCCCAUUUUUCUAAUGGAAGUGUUGUAGGACUACAGGCGCAUGUUAUAGCUCCUAUGUCGAUUACAAUAUCAAGAUGGGAAAAUUUCAAGCGCCAAAUGCAAGCCAUGCUUCGGCACAGUGACUCAAAGGGGAUUGAGAUGAGGAAAAC
Molecule: messenger RNA, 5535 nt
Organism: Amborella trichopoda
Lineage: Eukaryota; Viridiplantae; Streptophyta; Magnoliopsida; Amborellales; Amborellaceae
Source: RefSeq, a predicted model, not a curated record